Molecule: messenger RNA, 9391 nt
Organism: Sorex araneus (European shrew)
Lineage: Eukaryota; Metazoa; Chordata; Mammalia; Eulipotyphla; Soricidae
Gene: ACVR1C
Product: activin A receptor type 1C
Exons: 9
Coding region: 149-1630 (493 amino acids)
Biological process (GO): nervous system development; cellular response to growth factor stimulus; activin receptor signaling pathway
Cellular component (GO): plasma membrane; activin receptor complex
Molecular function (GO): ATP binding; activin receptor activity, type I
Source: RefSeq, a predicted model, not a curated record
CCCGCCGGGAUUAGAGCCAAGCGCACGCUCUUGCAGGAGGCUGUCGGGGCUCCCUCCGGCGUCCCGCGAACUUCAAAGCAGCCAGCGCUGCCCCGGCCGCCGCGCUCCGCUCCGGGCCCUCGGAGCCCCGGCGUGGCCGCGGGUGGCCAUGACCCGGGCGCUGGGCGCCGCGCUGCGCCAGGCUUUCCUGCUGCUCGCCGCCGCCGCCGCGCUCUCGGCAGGACUGAAGUGUGUUUGUCUUCUGUGUGAUUCUUCAAACUUUACGUGCCAAACAGAAGGAGCAUGUUGGGCCUCAGUUAUGCUCACCAAUGGGAAAGAACAGGUGAUAAAGUCCUGUGUCUCUCUCCCAGAGUUAAAUGCUCAAGUCUUCUGCCACAGUUCCAACAAUGUUACCAAAACGGAAUGCUGCUUCACAGAUUUUUGCAACAACAUAACACUGCAUCUUCCAACAGCUUCGCCAAAUGCCCCCAAACUUGGACCCAUGGAGCUCACUGUUGUUAUUAGUGUCCCAGUUUGUCUCCUGUCCAUAGUGACAGUGCUGACAAUAUGGGUAUGCCAAAGACGGCAGUGCACAUACAGAAGGAAAAAGAGGCAGAAUGUGGAGGAACCCCUCUCUGAGUGCAAUCUGGUAAACGCUGGAAAAACUCUCAAAGAUCUAAUUUACGAUGUGACCGCCUCUGGCUCUGGCUCCGGUCUACCUCUGUUGGUCCAAAGAACAAUUGCAAGGACAAUUGUCCUUCAGGAAAUAGUGGGAAAAGGUAGAUUUGGUGAGGUCUGGCAUGGUAGAUGGUGUGGAGAAGAUGUGGCCGUGAAAAUAUUCUCCUCUAGAGAUGAAAGAUCUUGGUUUCGAGAAGCAGAAAUUUAUCAGACUGUUAUGCUGAGACACGAAAACAUUCUUGGUUUCAUUGCCGCUGACAACAAAGAUAAUGGAACUUGGACUCAGCUUUGGCUUGUCUCUGAAUACCAUGAACAGGGCUCCUUAUAUGACUAUUUGAAUAGGAACAUAGUAACAGUGGCUGGGAUGAUCAAGUUGGCACUUUCCAUAGCUAGUGGUCUGGCCCACCUUCACAUGGAAAUUGUUGGUACACAAGGUAAACCUGCUAUUGCUCAUCGAGAUAUAAAAUCCAAAAAUAUCCUAGUAAAAAAGUGUGAAACUUGUGCCAUAGCAGAUUUAGGGUUGGCUGUGAAACAUGACUCAAUACUGAAUACGAUUGACAUACCUCAGAAUCCUAAAGUAGGAACUAAAAGGUAUAUGGCUCCUGAAAUGCUUGAUGACACAAUGAAUGUGAAUAUCUUCGAGUCCUUCAAACGUGCUGAUAUCUAUUCUGUUGGUUUGGUUUACUGGGAAAUAGCCCGGAGGUGUUCAGUUGGAGGAAUAGUUGAGGAUUACCAGUUGCCUUAUUAUGACAUGGUGCCUUCAGAUCCCUCAAUAGAGGAAAUGAGGAAGGUUGUUUGUGACCAGAAGUUUCGACCAAGUAUCCCUAACCAAUGGCAAAGCUGUGAGGCGCUCCGAGUCAUGGGCAGAAUAAUGCGUGAGUGUUGGUAUGCCAAUGGGGCCGCCCGCCUGACCGCCCUUCGUAUUAAGAAGACCAUCUCUCAACUUUGUGUCAAAGAGGACUGCAAAGUUUAAGGAUGACAGUUGUAUUCAAAAGCAAUUGUUUGCAGUUGUCUUUCCCAGUUGGCCUCUUUAUGUGAAUGUUUUGCUUUUUUUUUUUUUUUUUUUGCUCUACCUCAGAGAUACUGCAUUACAGUGUUUUAGUGUCCAAAUGUAGCAUGGCCAAAAGCUCUAAAGUCAAGCACGGUCAGGCAUUGAUGUCCUUCAGUUUUCAUGAUGUCUUUCAUUUCACUUUGACAAAUAGCACAUCAGUUCACACCUUUAUCUAAUAUGAAAGAUAUUAUGGAGGUACAAAAUAAGCUAUGUAAAAUAGUAAAAGUUAUUAAGGUUUUAUUUUACUUGAACCAAAAGCAAAUGAAUGAAUAGAAAAAAAUGUUUUGACUUUUUAUCUGAGAUGAAAAUAUUCAUCAAAAUAUGAAUCAGUAUAUUCUAUGUAAACAAAACUUUAGAUGAUGCAUUCUAUGUUUUUUCUCUAUUAUUUAAAUUAAGCAGGAUUUAAAAGUCUAAAUACUGUACUGAACAUAUAAAAUAAUGUAAAAGUGGACCUGCUUUUCAGAGAGAUGGAAGCAAGGAAGCAAGGUCAACAUUUUACUUCCUCAUUUUCUUCUCCCCUCUUUCUUUAUAUUCUACCAGCAGCCCCUUUCAGGGGGAUAGUUUGAAAGCUGUAUUGAAUAUUACCCCCUUUCACUUACAAAUGAAACCUCUGACAUCUUAAAAUGCUCCAAAGUCACGUAGCUAGUGGCAGAGCUGGAACACAGCCAAAAUAUUGUAAUAAUUCACAUUGAAGAGUUAGCUAGCUUCCAGCUUUCUCUCAAAUCGCCCUGUAUAAAAAUAGCAUUUUUAUGUUGAUAUUUCUGCUUUAGUCAAACAGAAGACAAAUUCACUGUUUUGUUAAGACAUGAUGACUUGCAUGAACUCUCAGGACAAUUUCCAUUGAUCUUUUUCUUAUAGAAAUUUCAUAGUUAUCCUAUUAGUUAGAUGAGUAUUAAGGUUUUCUGAACACUUCUAGAGAUUUGUUAGGUCUAAGGGUCUCUUGUUAGAUUUCUAGAUGCAUUCCUGAAGUUCCUCCUGCUUUUGUACGCAUACGUUUAAAAGGAGAAUAGAAAAAAGAAAGGAAACAAAAUUAUUUUCAGAAAACAUUAAAGAAAAUUCUUAAAUAAAGCAGACCCUCCAGAGGGUAUCAGUCAUAAUAAAUAGAUAUUCCUGACCAUUUCAAAAUGAAAGAGUGGGUGCAGAUGAUAAUUUGGUGGCUCAUGGUAGUUUAUAAUCUCCUUCUUGUACAGAAGUGAUGAACUAUGAGUAAUGCAAAGAACAUUAUAUAUUUCCUUCAAAUUUAUAAUUUUACUUUGGUGAAGGAGCUCUAAUAUGGCUUGUUAUAUUGUUCUAAAGCAUUGUUCAUUCAAUCUGUCCCACUGAGCACUUUUUAGCUUAGAUGAUCUUAGUUUGAUCUUGGAAUCAAACAUUAUUUUUGAUAGGUAGGUUCUUAGAAAAUGACAUUCACAAUUAGUAUAUCAAGUACUUUGAGGAGUUAAGAAAUAUUACUUGAAUUUCAUUAUACUGGAUUUCCCAAAUUAUUAGACCGUGGAACCCUUUUUAUUAAGAGAAGGGAAAGCCUUUAUUUGCCUGCAUUUUGGUGUUUUACAAAGCACAACUUGGGGAACAGUGUUCUGAAGGAUAUUUCUAUGUAUUUUCACAUAGAGCACAAUCUAAUAAUUAUAAUUUGUUUCACUAUGGAUGUAUGUUACUGAGCCCCUCUUCUUUGGAUGGGGUUGAGACAUCAGAUGCCACUGUGGUUUGUACAUAUUUCACUCUCAUUUAAGAGGUUAUUCAUUCAUUUAGUAAUGAUGGUGUGUACCCCAUAUAUUCCUUGCCCUGGUAUUGUUUGCGUUAGGGAAAUUAAAACAGAAUAGUUCCUCCCCUCAGGAAUCUAAAAGUAUAAUGUGAGGAUGGCGACAGGUUUAUGGGUGGUUGGGAAAGAAAGUAAAUCAAAAGAUACCAAGUAGAAUGUCUUGAUUUCUUUAUGAUAGGUUUUAAAAAUUACUUUCAGUGUGCAACAGAUUAAAAAUUAUUUGUAUUUGGUUAUUCCAAACAAUUUAAUUAUAUAAUCAGUUUUUGAGAGUUUAUUUGUGAAGGAAUUUUUAAAAGUUUAUGAGAGUGAAGUACUCCUGAUAGAGCUUAUUUCCUUGAUUUCUUCUAGACUGUAUUUGCAUGUAUGAAUAUGAAAUUAUUUAUUUACUAUGGUUGUACUAUAGUUUUAAAAAACAAGAAUAAUAAUUCCCCAUUUUAUUCACAUGUACAGGGUAAAAAUUCUUAUUUAAUUUUUAAGAGAGAGUGUUUUCCCAUUUUUAUUUUUUAUCAUUAUAUUUUAUAAUUUAUUUGAGGAUGUCCAAAUAUAAUUUAAUAUUUAUACUCCACUUUAAUUCUAGAGAAAUACAUAAAUUCAUGUAUGUUAAAAUACUUUUCCUGUUUUCUUUUUGAGGGGGUGUAUGUAUCUGUUGGUUAACUAUAAUUCCUAACUAAAUUAUCUUAUAUUUUAAUUAACAAGUAUAUUUUUUAAGAAAUGGAGAAGAUAGAAAAAUGAUAAAAGCUAAAAAUUCUUUUUCCUUAAUUCUCAAAAUUAAUAUAAAAAUAGAAAAUACUGACAAAACUUAAAGCUUAGAGCAUAAGACAAAUUUUCUGUAUAUACGUAUGCCGUUAAACUUUGUUUCUUUGAUGGAGUCCAAUUGUGUAAUAUUUAUUUCCUUUAAGUGUCUUUAUAACCAAAAAAUACUCUUCCUAGACUCAAACUAUCAGUGUUCUCUGCUUUUUUUCAAAUAUUUUGGGUAUAAUGUAAAGCUUGGUAAAAUGCUAUUUAUGGCAAAAACAAUGUCAAUAAUUCAGCAUGAAUUUAUUGCCUUAUAAGCUAUGCAUUUAAGUGUGUAAUUGGUACAGAUUCUGUUGUGCGCUUGAUUCUAUGUCUAAAAUAUUUGGCAUGUCACAUCUAGAAUUCUUAAUUUAUGUUCUGAAAGUUAAGUGAAACAUGACUGUGUCGUGCACUAUUUUAAGCAUAGUACUUGCUUUUCAUCUUGAUACUUUCAAUUAACUUUGCAUUUUAAAUUUCCAUGAUUGUAUGAAAAUAGUAACCUGAGUACAGUGUCUGAAGAACUCAAGAUCAGUUUUUAUUUUAAAAUGAGAAUCUAGAGAGAUUUAUUAGGUUACAAGUUUCAUCAUAAUUAUUAUUUUUCAAUGCUUCUAUAGUUGAAGUAUUAAAUGGAGACAAAAACCUAUUUCUCCUGUACUAAAAUUUUGCCACCAAGUGACUUCUUGGGGCAGAGACAACUCAGGGCUAUUGGAAGAAUUUAUGCAAAAGUAUCAGGGAAACGUCUUCAAAAAUCAUCUGAAAGCAAGAAGCCCACUUUUGUCAUUAUUAAAAGUCCAAAUUUAAAUGAAUUGUCAGAGAACUUGAUUAUUUCAGAUAAACAUUGAAACAUAUUUUGUUUAGAUUAAUUUAUUUAAGGGAUGAAUAUUUUUGUCUCCUGAGGAAAUUAAGGUAAUAGUAUCAAUGAAUAAAGUUGAUGGCAGUUAAUGUAUUCAAUAAUCAUUCCUUUAAAUAAAUUUAAAAAUAGAGCAUUUUAAGUUACUUGGGAAUACUAAGAUUUAGUAUCUUAAAAUAGCACCUUUGUGGCUUUCAAAGAUAUUCUAAAUAUGUUUAAUUUUGUAAAACAUUCUAUUUCUAUGUUUGACAAUGCUUUGUUCACUUUUCCUAUAAGUGAAGGUUUACGUGGAUUUUACACACUCUUUAGCAGAAACAGAAAUCCCUUUGCUCCCAAGGUCUUCUAAACAGAAGAAAGGGUUAUUUGGGAUUCUAAAAUUUCAUAGAAUCUUAAUAGUAAGUAUAACUUCUCAGACUGGAAUAAUAGUACAGUGGGUAGGGCACUUGACUGGCAUGUACCUGACCCAUUUGAUCCCAGCAUCCUGUGUAGUUAGAUCCCUGAACCUCUCCAGGAGUGAUCCCUGAGCACCAUGGGUAUGGCUCCAAAACUCACAAACUGAAAACAAAAUAGUAAAUAGAAUUUUGUGGUUUUCAAUGUUUAAAUGCAAAUUUUCAGCUAUUUCACCGUUUUUAUUCUAUAUUUUCUUGUAUGUGGUAUUUUCCUCACCUCUUUUAAAAUAUUUUUGGUCUCUUUCAUAAUAUUUCAAGAAUGGGGCUAGACAGUACAGUGAGUAGGGCUCUUGUCCUGCAUACAGCCAAACCUGGGUUGAUUCCCAGCACCCCAUAUGGUCCCACCAAGAGUCAUCACUCAGUGCAGAGCCAGUAGUAAGCCCUGAGUCCCUCCGGGUGUGGCCCCAUAUCAAAAUGACAAACGCACAGAAAGGAAUAUUAAAAAGUUUCAUUAGUCCUAAAUUUAAAAAAUAGCAAAAUCUUUCUAGUGUUUAUUUCUCUAAGGAAAAAGAGAGCCUUUGUUGUUUUAUUUUUGUUUGAUUUAUUUUUUUUGGGGGGCUACACCAUAUAGGGUACCAGGGAUCAAUCUGGGUCAGCCUGGUGUAAGACAAACACCCACCCUGCUGUACUCUGAACCCAAAAAGAGAACCUUUAACAUAUAGAUAAUUUCAUGUGUUAUCAACAAAAUAAAAAGUCAGAAUUUGAGACUUGUAAACCAUGUUAUAAAUUGAUUAUAUGAUUUUAUUUUUAAAAGUUAGAGAUGUAAAAUAACAGAGACCAGAAAUUAAUUAAUAGUUGCUAGCAAAAUUCCCACCAUAGUACCUCACUAUAAUAAGUGUUUACCAAUUAAAAGCAGUUGGUAUGCAUUUAAACUGACCUUGGAUAUACAGUCAAAUAGUGUUCCAUUUAAUGGAGAUGAUCAAAUGUUAUUUCUCUUUUAAUUUCGGCUAACAUACCUUACCUCCCAUAGUGAAGUCAGUGAGAAAAACUAACUUUAUAUUAUAUAUUCUAAGAGAUAGAAACUAGUUCUUGAGCUGAGAAAAGGUAGUCACUGGGGUGUUAGACAAAAUGUGAAACUUGUGAGAAUACACAAUUUAAAAUAUUUUUCAAUUUUAUUAAGGAACUCUGAUAUACAAAGUUAUUGAUAGUUACAGUUUAGACAUAUGAUGUUGUAACACCUAUUCCCCCCCCCCCCAGUGUCAAAUUCCCUACACAAGUGUUCCCAUUUUUCCUCCCACCUCCACCCCCAGCCUGCCACCUUGACAGGCACAUUUUAAAGUUUGGUGGUUUUAGUUGUAUCUCUUGUUUUCAGUGUUGUUGAUUCUGUGGCUUGGAUAUAUAGCUGUACCACUCCCCCACAUUACUGAUAUCCCCAAGUUCCUUGACCCUUGCUCUCCUGUUCCUUCCUUGUCACAUCUUCUUACUUUUCUCCUUCAUUUCUUUCCUUCUUUGCCCUUUUCCACUUAUACUCUGGGGUCAAGGGUGAUUUAGGCAUUCCCCCUUUAUUACAUUGCAUAGCUGCUCUCCUUCAUGUAAGGAUUAUUCUCUCUUUUUAUGUGUCGGAAUGGGAGUGAAACAUAAUUUAGUAAUAAAAUUUUCAGACUUGUAUACUAAUUUAAGUAUUUUCUAGUUACACUGCUUUCUCAUCUUCAGCACUUAUUUUCUUAUAUUCAUUUCUUAAAUUUUUAGUACAUUAAAAUAUAUUUCCUGAAUUUCCACAAUUCCACCUCAAUUUAUGCUUCCUGUCCUUUUAUCAUAGACUUCUAGACCCCCUCUAGAUUGCUAUACACUGAAUUUAAAAUAUUUACUUUCCAUACCUAUGUAUGAGAUGUUCUCUUCAGACUUUCUCUAAUAAUUUUACCCUUAGAACUUUGAAGAAGGUACUUGUUAAUGACAGAUAAUGUUUUAACUUGAUAAGUCAUCUAACUUAUAUUCUUGGUUUUAGCUAACAUGAAAAAAAAUGUCUUAUUUGACCUUAGUGCUAAAUUCUACUGAAAGAUGGUGAACUUGGACAGGGAAAAUACAUAUCCGUAACGUGAUUGGUCAGUUGAUAUCUACAAUCAGUUUACAGAUUUAUAUUUCAUAUAGCUACUCUGUUUUGCUUUGAUCAUAUUUUAAAAUGAAACAUUAUUCUGUAAUUUUGAAAGAUAUUGAAAUUCAAUCCUCAUUUAAAAAUCCUCCUCUAGAACUGCUAUUUGAUAAAAUUUGAGCUCUGCUUAUGCUAGAUUUUAUUAUUCUCAAAUAUGGUUUUCUUUCAUGACCACUGGUUUAUGUUCCCCUUUUAGAAAUUAUUCUCUCUAUCUAAAACGAUUUUAACUGGAAGGUUUAAUCUGAACUAUAUCAACCUGAAUGUUACAUAGCCACUAAGAUUUAACUUACUAGAUUGGUUUUACACCAAAUAUACUACCAGCUGAGAAGCAAGUAGGCUCUGAAAUCCAAUCUACAUCUGGUUCUCCAAUGAAGAAAUAUUUUUAUAUGUUGUAGGAAAAAUAUUACAUGAUUACUUAAUCUUCAUAAAAUAUCUCUGCUUAAAUAUCUUGUAAAAAAUAAUUCCCCAUGGUUCUUGAUGUCUGCAAAUCAACCAAAGUAGAAAAAAUAUUUUGAAUUUUUCACCCUAAUUACUGUCAAGGGGUGGGUGGAGAGGAUGGUUGAAUGUUUGUUCAGUUGAUUACAUUUUUCAACCCAGACCAUCUGCAAUAAAACCCUAAUUUUUGGAUCUCCAUUGAGCUGUCAUUACAUAUGCGAAUGUAUUUAUUUACUUUGCCUCAGAAGAGAUGAUUGUACUUUUAAGUUCUGUCUAAUUUAUGCAGGCACAACGUGAGAUUACAAAUACCUCCAUUUUCUUCAAGGGCUAAAUACCAGUAAUCAAUUUUUUUAAAUCCAGUAUUUCUAUCUUUAUUAAAAGUCAGGAUAUCAGAAAAGAAAUAAAGUGAGGAUAUAUGAACCAAAAUCUUAAAUUCUAGUUCAUCUCCCCAGUGACUAGUGUCAAGAACUUAUACUCUUCUGAUCCUAGACUGGAAAAAAUUAUUCACACUUAAUAAAUGUUUCAGGUGUUAAGUGUCCUAAAAACAGAAAAUUAGAUUCAAUCUUAGAGAAAAAGGAGGAGAAUUUUGGAUUGACUUUCAAAGUACUAAUACUAAUUAUACUUUUCUGGUAAUGUGACUUUUUUCUUAUACCUAAGAACAUAUUACAAAUGUCAAAGCCACUGCAUUUUGACAUUGCAAAGCAUGCCUUGAACUCUUGAACUACUGUGAAAAGAAUCACUGUUGUAAAGACUAAUUGUAAGCCAGCUGAUAUUUUAUGUAUGUAAAAGAUACUACUUUUCAACAGACAGACUCAAAUCAAUGUAUAUAAGAAAUGUAAAAAAUAAAUUAGGUUUUAAAAUAAGAAUUAGGCAACAACUUCAAUAAAAAUAUGUAAACGGAAAUUUGAGUAGUAAACAUUUUAUUGUUGAGUAUAAAGAGAAUUUCAAAUUCCAAAGAGAAAUGAAUGAUAUCAGAUGUUUGUUAUCUUCAAGUCUGUGGAAAUAUGCAUUUUAUGGUGAUAUAUAAUUCUUUAUAAAUAAUAGUUUAGAAUUUAAUAAGAAAUCAGUGAUAGGCUUCAUACCAAAAUGUUUAAUUUUACCAACAGCAAGUCAUAAAAAGUAUUUAUUUUAAAGCUUUUAAAAUUUUUAUUGCAUAACUUUGAGCUGCCUCCAGAUAUAAAUAUGUAUCUGCCUAAGUGUAAUAUUUUUAUGUAUGCACUUCAUGAGAAUGUAUUGUUUUGUAAAAUAGCAAAGAUAAUUAAGCACUCCUUGCACUUGUUUCUGUGAUGCAUAUAGAACUCUAUUUUAAAUAAAAAGAAAAUGGGUCACA